CUGGAAGGUCUGAAUUCGAAACCAAAAAAAUUAGGAGAACAAAAAAAAGCAUGUCCGCAUAUGAACUUAACGUACGGCAAAGCAGCGGAAAAAUUUCCCCACCCCAGAUCUACCCAAGCAGUCGAAGAAAAGAAGUAGAAGAUGCAGAAGAAGAAGAAGAACAGAGGAAGAAGAAGAGAAAGAAGAAAGAAGAAGAUGAGAGGAUAGAACGCACUAGGGCCUCCCGCUGCAGCUGCCGCGGUGCCGCGUCUUCCUUGUUGAGCCGCCUCCACGCUGCCGUGUCGCCGUAUUUUCACUGCAAUGCCACUACAGCUCAACACAUCGGUUAUUUUGUACGGUGCUAGGCCUUGAAGCUGCUCUGCUUAGCUAUGGAUGAAGGAGAGAGGGCUCAGGGAGCUUGUCGAGGAGCGAUAAGGUUUGCGUGAGAGAAAAAGGUAAAGUUGGAAAACAGGGGCAGUUUUGGUAACCAGGAAAAAUUUGGUCCUAUUUACGAGUUAGAAGCUGUUCCGUUCGUCUUAAUCUUAUUACUUAUUCCUUAAUCUUAUUUUAUUCAGAUCAGAUCAGAUCAGAUCAGAAAGAUUCAGAUCAGAUCAGAUCAGAUCAGAAAGAUUCAGAUCAGAUCAGAUCAGAUCAGAAACAUUCAGAUCAGAUCAGAAAGAUUCAGAUCAGAUCAGCAACAUUCAGAUCAGAUCAGAAAGAUUCAGACCAGAUCAGACCAGAUCAGACCAGAUCAGAAACAUUCAGAUCAGAUCAGAUCAGAUCAAAAAAUUCAAACAUGAUUUAUCACUUUUAUUAUUAUAUUAAUUAUGAUUAUUA
Cuscuta epithymum is the source of this 816-nucleotide messenger RNA. The record is from the annotation of a GenBank genome assembly. Lineage: Eukaryota; Viridiplantae; Streptophyta; Magnoliopsida; Solanales; Convolvulaceae.